Molecule: messenger RNA, 351 nt
Organism: Lathyrus sativus (Indian pea)
Lineage: Eukaryota; Viridiplantae; Streptophyta; Magnoliopsida; Fabales; Fabaceae
Source: the annotation of a GenBank genome assembly
AUGAAAUUUCAAACCCUAAUUCUUCUCAUACUUCUUCUAAUAGCCUCUGCUUCUUCAAGGAAACUACCUUCGCCGUCGGUUGGUGGUUAUACCCCAAUCGAAGACAUCAACGAUCCUCACGUCAUCGAAAUCGCUAAUUUCGCCGUCAAUCAGUACGACAAGCAAAGUGGUGCGAAACUGAAGCUUAAUAAGGUAAUCAAAGGUGAAUCUCAGGUUGUUGCAGGGACUAACUACCACCUCACUCUCUCCGCCGGCGAAGGUUCCGUUUCGAAGAUCUAUGAAGCUGUUGUGUAUGAGAAGUUAUGGCUUCACUUCCGAAAUCUCACUUCCUUUGAACCCGCACAUGCUUAA